Molecule: messenger RNA, 438 nt
Organism: Synchytrium microbalum
Lineage: Eukaryota; Fungi; Chytridiomycota; Chytridiomycetes; Synchytriales; Synchytriaceae
Exons: 6
Coding region: 1-438 (145 amino acids)
Biological process (GO): mitotic cell cycle; SCF-dependent proteasomal ubiquitin-dependent protein catabolic process
Cellular component (GO): cytoplasm; nucleus
Molecular function (GO): cullin family protein binding
Source: RefSeq, a predicted model, not a curated record
AUGGUCAAGCUCACAUCGUCUGAUGGACAAGAGUUCGCAGUACCAAAGGAAGUAGCAUGUCAAUCCGUGCUCAUUAAGAACAUGUUGGAAGAUAUAGGAGAAAGUGAUGAUGCACCAAUCAUCGACUAUGCCACGCAACACAAGGACGACCCACCUCUCCCCCCAGAAGAAGAAAUGAAGCCCAAAUCAUCUGAUGAUAUCGAAGACUGGGAUCGUGAAUUCAUGAAUGUUGAUCAAGGCACCUUGUUUGAAUUGAUCUUGGCUGCGAAUUAUUUGGAUAUGAAGAAUUUGCUUGAUUUGGGUUGCAAAACGGUCGCAAACAUGAUCAAGGGCAAAUCUGUCGAAGAAAUCCGCAAGACGUUCAACAUUGUUAAUGACUUUACACCUGAAGAAGAAGAACAAAUCCGAAAGGAAAACGAAUGGUGUGAAGACCGAUAA